UUUUAUCAUGAAAAUGAAGUCUAUAAACAAGAUUACUUUAUUAAGUCACCACCUCCUCAGCUUUUCUUCUCUUCAACCUCUUGGAAAAAGCGUUUUUUUAUUCUGUCAAAAAGUGGAGAAAAGGACCUUAGUCUUUCCUAUUACAAAGACCAUCAUCACCGAGGCUCCAUCAAAAUUGAUCGAAGCUCCAGCGUAGAAGUUGGAAUAAAUAACCAGGAAAAGAUGCAAUCUGUGCAGAAGAUGUUUAAAUGCCACCCUGAUGAGGUGAUGUCCAUCAGAACCACGAGCAGGGAUUACUUCCUCAUUGGCCAUGACAGUGAGAAGAUUAAAGAUUGGGUCUCCUUCAUGGCAUCAUUUUUCUGGGAUAUAAAAGCAGCUCAUCAGAAUACAGAGGAGAAAUCCUCAAGGGGUGACAAAAGGCCUGUUUCUGACCCCAGCCCUUUCGUUGGUCCUUCCAGCACAUUGGAGGCUGUGGGCCCUGCCUCACUGAGGACCAGUCUUCCAGAUCAUUCAAUGAAAAGAUAUUCUACAGAAUUCAGACAAGCUCAUCUUCCUCAUGAUUUCUUAUCAGAGACCAUGCAAGAUGAAGAAGAAGACAGUUGUUAUCUUAGUCCUCGAAGCAUUUCCUCUUGUCUUUAGUUGGAGAAUAUUGAGUCCAAUGAUCCUGGUGACUUCAUUGACGCCAGUAGGCCAGAUCAGGGCUCCAAGAGAGCGGAGUGCUAUUACAUGUCAAUGAAAUCCUGUUUUUUCAAAGAAACACCCCAUGUGUCUGUUGAUUGCCAAGAUGAACCCCAGAUCUUUCCAGAGAACCAAGAAGAGGGGCUUCACCUGCAAGAACAAGGCUCAGAAAGUGACUUGUGUCUUUCACCUGCCAAUCCAGAAGCACAGAACACAAAUGAUAAAAAGGGGUCGGCCUCACUAACUGUUGUGAAGUUGUCUAUAUUACUCAAUAACAUCUCUGAUGAAAACCAAGUGGAGACGUUGCACGUGUUUCUUUUUCCUCCUGAUGUCAUAAACUAUCUUGCUCUCAUAGAAGCCGCAGGACGGAUAUGUGUGGCUCACUGGGAAGGCCCAUCCCAUCUGGGAUGCUUAUUCUGCCAUGGAGAUCAUGUUUUGGCUGUGAAUGACCUGAAGCCCCAGAACCUGGAGGAGGUGUCCUUGUUUCUCACCCGGUCCAUCGAGAAGAAGAAAGUAAAACUCUCCAUUGGCCGGAUCCAAAAUUCAGAGAAAUUCCACACUAUCCCCUGUUCUUGCCCCUUAAAAUAUCAAGGAGUUUCACCUGUCCAGCAAGAAAAGCCAGACAGGACACCAAAGAGGAGUCCAGCUAUCAAGAAGAGCCAGAAGGAGGUGUCAGGAGAGUAA
Molecule: messenger RNA, 1362 nt
Organism: Castor canadensis (American beaver)
Lineage: Eukaryota; Metazoa; Chordata; Mammalia; Rodentia; Castoridae
Source: RefSeq, a predicted model, not a curated record